Molecule: messenger RNA, 3891 nt
Organism: Geodia barretti
Lineage: Eukaryota; Metazoa; Porifera; Demospongiae; Tetractinellida; Geodiidae
Source: the annotation of a GenBank genome assembly
GGCCAUUCGUGCAACUGACUGCGCUGCAAACCAUCUGCACGUAAAACGAAGACGAUGACGAAGGUGCUGGUGGUGUGCCUAUUGCCGGCUCUGCUGGCCACUGCUGCCCUUGCAAUCGGCUCCCGCACUGACCUGAACUCUACCUGCUACCCACAAGUGCCAGAGAGUUGUCCAGGUGACGCUACCUUGUGUCCCACCUGUUGCUGCAACUCCAGUUCCAACGUUGAAUUCUACAAUCCCGACCAACCAGAGCCUGAAUGCACUGCACCUCCGGCCAAAUACGAGAUGCGCUUCGUCUUCACCUGGAGCGGUGUCUGCCACCCCGACUACUAUUUCCCCGGGGAGUCUCUAUGGAGCCCACCCACUGGAGUCUCACAUAACCCCCAGUACAGGAUGUGGGACGCAUGUAUGGACAACGCCAGUCCCGGCGUGGGGCUUGUAUCGCAGACGGGGGACACAAGUGUCAUAAACAUGGAGUACAUGCAGAACAUGGCGAAUAUCCUGGACACGACAGAGGGGGAGCUGGUUAAGCCGGGAUCCGGAGUGACCUCCAGCUACCUCAUCGUUGACAAAUACCACCAGUACGCGUCGGCCAUCUCGAUGCUCGUCCCCAGCCCUGAUAGAUUAGUGGGUGUGGCCGAUCUUCGUCUCUGUGAUGGAACCCAGUGGAAACAAGAGGUCAAGGUCUGCUUCGAGCUGUUCUCAGACUGCAACCGCCUCGGAUAAAGUUGUCGAUCCAAUGGAGCGAAACAGCGUCCAGGCUAACAACUGCAGCUUUGGCUACGUCAGUUUCAUCCUAAAACCUGAGGAUGAACCAAGGUCCGAGGUUGAUGAAACCUGUGAACCUCUGGUCCCAAAAGAGUGCCUGGGAAGGAUCAGUGACACAGAGUGUCCAAGUUGCUGCUGCGAGUCUACUGAUAAUGUUGAGUUCUAUGACCCCAACUUCCCCGAGCCUGAGUGCACAGCAGUCCCAGCAUAUUACAAUGUCGAUUUCGUCUUCACCUGGAGCGGCGUGUGCCACCCCGACUACUACUUCCCCAACGAGUCCAAAUGGAGCCCACCCACUGCAGUAUCGCACAACACGCAGUACAGGAUGUGGGACGCCUGUAUGGACAACGCCAGUCCCGGCGUGGGGCUUGUAUCGCAGACAGGAGGCACAAGUGUCAUCGACCAAGAAUAUGUUCUUGCGGGGGACAACAUUUACGGCAUGGUUGAGGGAGACUUGGUUCCUACUGGAAGUGGAAGGACAUACAGGAAACUCAAGAUCGACAAAUCCCACCAGUUUGUAUCGGGUGUCUCGAUGCUCGUCCCCAGCCCCGAUAGAUUGGUGGGUGUGGCCGACCUUCGCCUCUGCGACGGUGACCAGUGGAAGAGAGAAGUACAGGUCUGCUUCGAGCUGUUCUCGACUGCCACGGCCACAGCCAAGGUGGCCCCCGAAAUGGAGAGAAACAGCGUCCAGGAAAACAACUGCAGCUUUGGCUAUGUCAGGUUCACCCUGGAGCCUCAGGAGGAACCAAGAUCUGGGGAGACAAGAUUUGAAGUUGCAGAAACCUGCGAGCCACUUGUUCCCAAAGAGUGCCCGGGGAGAAUCAGUCAGUGUUCCUCUUGCUGCUGUGAAUCGAGCGAAAAUGUAGAAUUCUACGAGCCAAGCUUCCCCGAGCCUGAGUGCACUGCAGUCCCAGCAUACUACAAUGUCGAUUUCGUCUUCACCUGGAGCGGCGUCUGCCACCCCGACUACUACUUCCCCAACGAGUCCAAAUGGAGCCCACCCACCGUGGUCUCACACAACACCCAAUACAGGAUGUGGGACGCAUGUAUGGACAACGCCAGUCCCGGCGUGGGGCUUGUAUCGCGGACAGGAGGCACAAGUGUCAUCGACCAAGAGUAUGUUCUUGCGGGGGACAGCAUUUACGGCAUGGUUGAGGGAGACUUGGUUCCUACUGGAAGUGGAAGGACAUACAGGAAACUCAAGAUCGACAAAUACCACCAGUUUGUAUCGGGUGUCUCGAUGCUCGUCCCCAGCCCCGAUAGAUUGGUGGGUGUGGCCGACCUUCGUCUCUGCGACGGUGACCAGUGGAAGAGAGAAGUACAGGUCUGCUUCGAGCUGUUCUCGACUGCCACGGCCACAGCCAAGGUGGCCCCCGAAAUGGAGAGAAACAGCGUCCAGGAAAACAACUGCAGCUUUGGCUAUGUCAGGUUCACCCUGGAGCCUCAGGAGGAACCAAGAUCUGGGGAGACAAGAUUUGAAGUUGCAGAAACCUGCGAGCCACUUGUUCCCAAAGAGUGUCCAGGGAGAAUCAGUCAGUGUUCCUCUUGCUGCUGUGAAUCGAGCGAAAAUGUAGAAUUCUACGAGCCAAGCUUCCCCGAGCCUGAGUGCACUGCACCGCCAGCAUACUACAACGUCGAUUUCGUCUUCACCUGGAGCGGCGUCUGCCACCCCGACUACUACUUCCCCAACGAGUCCAAAUGGAGCCCACCCACCGUGGUCUCACACAACACCCAAUACAGGAUGUGGGACGCCUGUAUGGACAACGCCAGUCCCGGCGUGGGGCUUGUAUCGCGGACAGGAGGCACAAGUGUCAUCGACCAAGAGUAUGUUCUUGCGGGGGACAGCAUUUACGGCAUGGUUGAGGGAGACUUGGUUCCUACUGGAAGUGGAAGGACAUACAGGAAACUCAAGAUCGACAAAUACCACCAGUUUGUAUCGGGUGUCUCGAUGCUCGUCCCCAGCCCCGAUAGAUUGGUGGGUGUGGCCGACCUUCGUCUCUGCGACGGUGACCAGUGGAAGAGAGAAGUACAGGUCUGCUUCGAGCUGUUCUCGACUGCCACGGCCACAGCCAAGGUGGCCCCCGAAAUGGAGAGAAACAGCGUCCAGGAAAACAACUGCAGCUUUGGCUAUGUCAGGUUCACCCUGGAGCCUCAGGAGGAACCAAGAUCUGGGGAGGCAAGAUUUGAAGUUGCAGAAACCUGCGAGCCAGUUGUUCCCAAAAAGUGUCCUGGGAGAAUUAAUGAGUCGCAAUGUAGCACUUGUUGCUGCGAAUCAACUGAGAAUGUCGAGUUCUAUGACCCGACCUUCCCUGAACCAGAGUGUACUGCAGACCCAGCCUCCUACAACAUUUCCUUUGUCUUCACCUGGAGCGUUCCCUGCCACCCUGACUACUAUUUCCCCGGAGAGUCUAUAUGGAGCCCACCCACUGCAGUAUCGCACAACACGCAGUACAGGAUGUGGGACGCCUGUAUGGACAACGCCAGUCCCGGCGUGGGGCUUGUAUCGCGGACUGGAAACACAAGCAUCAUCAACCAAGAGUAUGCUCUCGCAGGGGACAACAUCUCCAAUAUAACGGAGGGAGACUUGGUUCGUCCCGGAAGUGGAAUGACGUCCAGGAUUAUGAUGGUUGACAACAAACACCAGUUUGUGUCUGCCGUCUCCAUGCUAGUCCCCAGCCCAGAUAGAUUGGUGGGUGUGGCCGACCUUCGUCUCUGCGACGGUGACCAGUGGAAGAGAGAAGUACAAGUCUGUUUCGAGCUGUUCUCGACUGCGACUGCGUCGAAUAGAGCCUCUCCCGAGAUGCAGCGAAACAGCUUUCAGGCCAACAACUGCAGCUUUGGUUACGUCAGACUCAUCCUGAAUGCCGGGUCACCUUCAAUCACCUCUCUACCGUUGGCGUUUCUAUCAGCUCUCGGGGUCUUGGUGGCAGCUAUACUGAGCCUCUGAGUCAACUCAAAUCUUCCUUCAUGUAUAGUUAGAUUAUUCCUGCGGCAAAACCCUACCACCUUGUUUUCCGGCUUAAGUAUUAUGUAACAGUGCUCUAAUUGUUCUCAGGCCGUAGUUUAAAAUUGAAAUAUUAUAGCUGUGCAUCAUAUAUCGUAGUUUUAAGAAAACAUUAGUGA